AUGUCGCAACCAGCUCCGAGCUCCCAGGUUGCCGAGCCCGCUGAUCAUGAGACCAUCUCGUCCGACGAGGCGCCCCUCCAGGAGCCCUCCGCGCCCGCUGCGGCGCCCGCUGCGGCGGCCGCCGCGGCCGCCGAGCGGGCCGACGUCACCGAGUCCGCGCAGCUGACCGCUCGAGACUCCCAGACCGUCCCCUCGCUCCCAGACGCGCUGCCGCCGCCGACCGCUUCACAGAUCGAGGAGUUCAGUGACGACCUGCACUUCAACAAGAGCGACGUGGAGCCGUCGCUGCGCAGCGUUGCCGAGACCAACCACAUAUCGUUCCGAGACGCUGCGGAGCUGACCGAAUGGAGUGAGACGACAGGCAAGCCAGCUGCCAACGACGUGGUCGUGGGCAAGCCCGCCAGCUCCGACGCCGCCCUCAUGAAGAAGCCCAGCGCCACGUUCGAUGGCGAUCACGAGACGGCCUACAUGUUCAGCUGGGACAAGGAAUCACGGCUCGCUGCAAGGAAGCCCACGACUGCUCCGACCAGCACGCCACCAGAGAUGGCAAUUCGAACUGAACGACCACACGGUGCCAAUCCCGAGGAUGCGGUCAUCGCGGUGUGGGCUGAUGGCAUGAGGAGGGGGGUUCCGCAGAUGACAGUGAAGAGGUGGGACGCGAUCCACGGAGUUGUCAAGGCCCCUGAUGGUCACGAUGCGACAGGUGUCAAGACCAUCCCCAGCAAGACGUCGAACCCGAACGGCAUCGACCUGUACGACGGCGUGGACAAGGAUGGCAACAGAGUGUGGUGCUUCUUCCGCUCGAACAGGCCCAAAGGGAAGCCCGAGCAGAGGCUAAUCGCCGUCCGCGUCCACGGUCAGGACCAGCUCACGCAGGGACUUGGAGAGCUCUACGCUGCUACGUGGGCGAACGACUUGGCGAAGCGCUACUGCGACGGCGUGCUGACGAGGGAGCAGGUGCACGAGAACAAGGAGAAGAUCAAGUACAACUACAUGAAGAUGAUGAAGUCCAAGGUCGUGAAGAGGCCAGCAUCGGCCAGUUCGCCUACGCCAGCUGGCGGCAGCUCGUCAGCGGCCGCGCCCAGCGACGGCGCCAUCGGCGCGGACCACGUGGUGCUCGACGGCAAGGUUCCCGACGGCAAUCGCACCACGCCGCCUCGCUGGAAGGCCACGGGCGAGGGUAUCGAGUUCAACGAGCUGAUCGGCACCAAGUUCGAGGGGAUGGCGAAGGCGCUGGAGGUCGAGUGCGCGGAGACGGCGCGCAUGCGGCCCGUCAUGCAGGCUAACAUGGGCACCGCCGCCAACCCCAUGCACUGCUCCGUGCAGACCGACCUGCUGUGCACUGAGACGGAGCUCACCCAGGCGUUCAGGCUGAUGAUGGCCUCGCAGCCCGCCGAGGGCACGACGCCUGAUGCACCAGAUGAUGCAGUUGAGUCUGCUGAGAUGGCGGCGCUGAGGCAGAAGCUCGAAGAUGAACGUGACCCAGUCCUCGAGACGAUCGCUGGCGAGGGCUUUCGAGUGGAGUCAGGCACGCCAAUGUACAAGCGCUUCUACCUAUGGCUCCUGAACAACAGUGAGGAGAAGCAGCGGUACGACGCUCUCGACCGCGACGAGAAGGCAUCGCGGCGGUCUCAGUGGGCGAUGAAGAAGUACGACACCUACACGGACUACCACACGAGGGUGCAGAAGACCAUCAAGAGCGAGCAGGCCAUCUACCGCUGGUUCAACUUCGACAUGCUCGUCCAGGGGCAAGGAGGCGGUGCGUUCCCGAGCCGAGCUGUGAUGGCAGGAUGCAGGAGCAUCGCGCUCAACGCGAUGAAGAAGGGGCCCAGGUUCGUGAGGAUCAACUCCGACUCGAAUCGGAUCGAGUUCAAGAAGCGCAUCGACGAGGGCAAGGCCAAGCCUCACAACGGCAAGGCCAAGGCCAAAGGCAAGGCACAGCCGACGGGCAAGAGCAAGGCCGCCAAGGCUUCGCCGCCACCCACCGCCAAGUCGCUGGCCAAGCACGCCACAGACGUCACCCUGCGCUACGGCAUGGCGAUGAACGUCGCGAGGAAUCUGCUCGAGAGGAUCGACACGCAACCAUCCAUGGACUGGGCUCGGUCGGAGAAGUUCCGCGGCAAGCUCAAGCGCUCGAUUGAUCAGGUGGACAAGGUCGUGAACCAGUACGAGGAGAUCAAGAGCGCAGUGUCAGUGGGCUCCACGCUCGCGUUCGGCGACGGCGUGGACUUCCACUCGGAGAUGAACAAGUACAACCAGAUGACAUCUGCGCUGGAUGAGCUCGAGUCCCAGAGCAAGCGCAUCAGGGACACGGCCUACUCCGACUCCGACUAG
Prorocentrum cordatum is the source of this 2334-nucleotide messenger RNA. The record is from the annotation of a GenBank genome assembly. NCBI's taxonomy places the organism in Eukaryota, Dinophyceae, Prorocentrales, Prorocentraceae.